CCUGGGUGCCAUGGCAACGGAGAGCGCUGGCAAGCUGGCUUCCGGAAGCCCGAGAACUACAGUCAGGAAGCUCCCGGGAUCUAAGGAUGCUGAGUCCCGAACGCCUAGCCCAACCCGACCACGAGUAUCUGGCUCAGCGCCAUGUGCUUACAUACAUGGAGGACGCCGUGUACCAGCUGCUGGAGAACAGGGAAGAUGUCAGCCAGUACGGCAUCUCCAGGUUCUUCACGGAGUAUUUUAAUAGCGUGUGCCAGGGAACUCAUAUUCUCUUUCGGGAAUUCAGCUUCAUCCAAGCCACACCCCACAACAGGGCAUCAUUUUUACGGGCCUUCUGGAGGUGCUUCCGAACUGUGGGCAAAAAUGGCGACCUGCUGACCAUGAGGGAGUACCACUGCCUGCUGCAGCUGCUGUGCCCCGACUUCCCGCUAGAGCUCACGCAGAAGGCAGCCAGGAUUGUGCUCUUGGACGAUGCCAUGGACUGCUUGAUGUCUUUUUCAGAUUUCCUCUUUGCCUUCCAGAUCCAGUUUUACUAUUCAGAAUUCCUGGACAGCGUGGCUGCCAUCUACCAGGACCUGCUGUCAGGCAAGAAUCCCAACACAGUGAUUGUGCCGACAUCAUCCAGUGGGCAGCACCGCCAGCGACCUGCCUUGGGUGAGGCUGGCGUCCCUGAGGGAGUGGAAGCAUCACAGUUCUACCAGUGUCUGGAAAACCUGUGUGACCGGCACAAGUACAGCUGCCCACCCCUGGCCCUGGUCAAGGAGAUCCUGAGCGGUGUGCAGAGGCUGACCUUCUAUGGCUUCCUGGGGAGCCUCUCCAAGCACCCAGGCGUCAACCAGGCCCUGGGAGCGCUGCCUGACAAAGGGGACUUGAUGCAGGAUCCAGCCAUGGACGAGGAGCUAGAGCGGCUGCUCGCGCAGGUCCCUGGCCUGGUCCCCGCCGUCGCUGCCACCCCGGAGCCCGGCUGCCCACCUUCCCGGACCCCACCCCGGGUAGGCUCCCCGUGGAGACCCCUCCACCACCCACGGAAGGUGGACACGGAGAGCGACGGCUCCACGGAGGAGACGGAUGAGUCGGAGACUUGAGGCGUCCGCCGCGCGCCCGCACUGCCCCCUUCCGGCAAGAGGCCGAGCAGCAGCCCCAAGCUGGGCCCGGUGGAGGGGGACAGAGGACUAGGGCACGGUGCCCCUGAAAACUCGCGCUGAGUGGACACCCACCGUGGCGUGAGCGCGGAGGGAGUGGGCAACCGCGCGUGCAGCUUCCAAACUCGCCCCAAGUCCUGUGUGUCCCACCGCGGAACCCUAAGUGAAUAAAGUCCCAUGUGCGCGG
Octodon degus (degu) is the source of this 1326-nucleotide messenger RNA. RefSeq names its product chromosome unknown C11orf49 homolog (gene Cstpp1). NCBI's taxonomy places the organism in Eukaryota, Metazoa, Chordata, Mammalia, Rodentia, Octodontidae. The transcript has 9 exons. Bases 87 to 1082 code for a protein of 331 amino acids. The record is from RefSeq and is a predicted model, not a curated record.